UGUGACAGAGAGGAGGGAACAACAGAAAUCUUACUUGAAAUUUAAGAGAUCUUCAAAUCCAAUCCAUCGAUCACAAAUCAAUAAGCUGGAGUAAAAUCAAUCAAUCAAUCAAAUCGCGGAAGAAAUCAGAGAAGUGGAAGAAGAAGAUGUUGCCUACCGCUUCAACAACAAAGGGCCGAUCGAGCCAGCAAGCCCGGCCGAAUUCGUUUUUCCCGUACCUCCGCAGAAUAGUCAAGUGGCAACAGAUGGAUAUUGAAUACACUUUCUGGCAAAUGCUUAACCUAUGCACAUCACCGAAAGUCGUAUAUCAGCACACCAAGUAUCAUAAGCAAACAAAGAACCAAUGGGCACGUGAUGAUCCUGCAUUUGUUGUCAUAUGUAGUCUUCUUUUGUCAGUUUCCACUAUUGCAUAUUGUGCUGCGUACGACCAUAGUGCAGGGCAUGCUGUUUUUGUAGUUAUUUCAACUUUGUUCUUCCAUUUCUUUGUAAUUGGUGCGAUUUUGGCUACAUUUUGCUGGUUUUUCACUAACAAUUAUCUUCGAGAAGAAGCUCCAAACAGUUAUGUGGUGGAGCAACGGGUGGAAUGGUUGUAUGCGUUUGAUGUACACUGCAACUCUUUCUUCCCCAUGUUUGUGCUGCUUUAUGUUCUUCAUUAUUUCCUAUCACCUCUGCUAGUGGCUCAUGGUUUUGUUCCCUUACUACUAUCAAAUGCGCUCUUCAUGGUAGCUGUAUCCUACUAUCAUUACCUAAAUUACUUAGGUUAUGACGUAUUGCCCUUCCUGGAGAGGACCACUUUGUUUCUGUAUCCAAUUGGUGUUGUCCUAGUUCUUUCCCCCAUAUUAAUUCUCAGUGGUUUCAACCCAUCAAGAUAUUUCAUGAACAUGUAUUUCAGUCAAAGGCAAUACAUCAGCUAACAACUCCUCAGGUAGCACGGCACUGCCCGAGAUGAUCCUGUAUACACAGCAGCUUGAUACUGGUCUUUUAUCAUGGGAUAGAUUGGUGGAGAGGAUUGUCUCGGCUACACUUCAACUGGUAUGUUAGGCCUUUCGCUGCUGAUGAGUAAAGUAAGAAUCGAGCGGAGGGCCUUGAGUGGUUUCUUCCUAACCGGGAUAGCGGAUUAGCGUAGCAUUUUUGUAAUGUUUUUUUGCAUUUUGAUUGACUCGUAUUAUCAGUGGCCACGCAAUAGUGAAUGUUCAUAAUAGACGCUACACUUCUAACAGUAACGAUUCAGAAAGUAUGUCUGGUCUUCAUUGCUCCCUUUGUGGUGAGUCAGUUAUAUUCAUUGUGGCUAUGUAUGUGUAAAAUACGUCUUCAUACAGUGAUGCCUUUUAUUUUUAUUUCA
Salvia miltiorrhiza (redroot sage) is the source of this 1342-nucleotide messenger RNA. RefSeq lists its product as uncharacterized. The record is from RefSeq and is a predicted model, not a curated record. The transcript has 10 exons. Lineage: Eukaryota; Viridiplantae; Streptophyta; Magnoliopsida; Lamiales; Lamiaceae. Bases 147 to 914 code for a protein of 255 amino acids. Gene Ontology annotation, cellular component: Golgi membrane.